AUGCUCUCCAAAUAUUGUAUUUCUUCUAUGAAUCUUUUUAUUUCGUCAUCUGUGUAUCCCUUUCUUUUAUUCACUCUCAAUUUCUCUUCUCAUUUUUCUUUAUUUCUAUUCCUUUUCUUUUUCUUGUUUCUUUCUCCAUCACAUUCUCCUAUAUUUAUCGAAAUAUAUCUUUAUUCAUCUUUUCAAAAUAAAUCUGUCCUAAUUUCUUAUUUUAUCUAUCUAUCUAUCUAUCUAUCUAUCUAUCUAUCUAUCUAUCUAUCUAUCUAUCUAUCUAUCUCAUUCUUUCCCCUCUCUCUGCAUAAUAUAUAUAUUUAUUUAUUUAUAUAUGUUCGUCCAUUUGUUCGAUUCAGUCUUUAUAAAACGGCAUCGUCUUUGAUAAUCCAAUGUCUUUCCUCAGAAACGCGCAAUCAAAAUUCAAAACGAAGUAACACAUUCAGUUCAAUGCGCUUCCGUGAAAAUAUUUGUCGAUCCUUUUCUACCCGAAUCUAG
This is a messenger RNA of Acanthosepion pharaonis, 489 nucleotides long. NCBI's taxonomy places the organism in Eukaryota, Metazoa, Mollusca, Cephalopoda, Sepiida, Sepiidae. The record is from the annotation of a GenBank genome assembly.